AUGAAGAUUCAUCUCUUUUUCUUUAUUCUGCUCUUUUGGGUCACAAUUUUACCAGGAUUACCUCUUCACAUCAGUUGCAUAACCUGGCCCUGUAAAACGUUUUGUGAUGACGAUGAGUAUGAUUAUGGAUACUGCAUUAAAUGGAGAAAUCAGUGCUGCAUAUAA
Hipposideros armiger (great roundleaf bat) is the source of this 165-nucleotide messenger RNA. It is a transcript of the gene DEFB110, whose product is annotated as defensin beta 110. The transcript has 3 exons. Bases 1 to 165 code for a protein of 54 amino acids. NCBI's taxonomy places the organism in Eukaryota, Metazoa, Chordata, Mammalia, Chiroptera, Hipposideridae. The record is from RefSeq and is a predicted model, not a curated record.